Messenger RNA from Bipolaris victoriae FI3, 2064 nucleotides. RefSeq lists its product as hypothetical. Gene Ontology annotation, molecular function: zinc ion binding; DNA binding. The transcript is spliced from 3 exons. The coding region runs from base 1 to 2064 and encodes 687 amino acids. NCBI's taxonomy places the organism in Eukaryota, Fungi, Ascomycota, Dothideomycetes, Pleosporales, Pleosporaceae. The record is from RefSeq and is a predicted model, not a curated record. Gene Ontology annotation, biological process: DNA-templated transcription.
AUGGCGGAGGUUCACGUGAUUCCCAGCAAGCGGCGAGCGACCCACAGCGAAGCUGUAGACACUGCGACGGCAUCUGAUGCAAACGGUGCCAAGAAGCGCAGAGCAUUUCUCCAGACCAUGGGCCAGCAGUUGAGAGAGUUUGGGGCAGAAGGAACAAGUCCACAAGACGACGAUCGCAGCACGUUUAGGACUAGCCCAGCCAACAACGUUGGACCACCAUCUAUCAUUGAAAAUGCCGUCGGAGUUCACUCAUCAGUCCGACCUGUUGACACACCAGAGAGUGAUGCUGCGCCGGGCGAAGAAGAUCAGCUACCCGCGGGCGCGUCCAAGAGUGCAUCCAGGUGGCUGUGGAAACACGGCGAAGUAAUUACUCCAACACCAGAAACUAUUGCACCGUCAAUCGUCUUUGAAGAUCUUCUCGAAUGGAGCCAAGCGUAUUUCGAUCACUGGCAUCCCGCAUUUCCCUUCUUGCACGCUCCUUCACUAUUGGACUACUUUCGCCAAACUAUACAACGGGGUCCACGUGUUGCAACGCUGUCAACAGCAAAUGAGCUGCAGCACAUUAUACUUCGCUCAAUCAUGUCGAUAUCGAUAUGUGAUCGGCGACAAAUUGACAGCGCGAGAAAGGCCAUACCGAGCAAUCUUGUAUUUCAUUCAAUCAACGAUGCUAUCCGGAGUACGCAGUUGAUUCUGACCGAAGAGACUUCGGUCCUGUCACUGCAAGCGUUGGUCAGCAUCCAGCUUUUCUUGAUCACAAUGCAUAGAUACAAUGCUGCGUCUCGCCUCGAAGGACUGGCAGUCCGGAUGGCAUUCCAAUUGGAUCGACAUAUUUGUAUCCGACUAGGGACUCCACUUGGCAUACGUUCGGAUGAGGCUAAUGUAUGUUAUCCACAUACCGAACGACACCAUGAUCGCGAGCAUAGAGACGGUAAUGAACGGGAUGACCGGUUAGAUCUGUUGGAUUUCUUAGCUCAGCAUGCUGACAUUCGUGGAUCCAUCAUGCAAACGAGGCACCGAACUUUCCUACACGGGAGCGCAAACGAGACGGAAGAAGCCCUAGAAAGGGAGGCAGAGCACACCAGAUGGUGGAAUAUGGUUGACGAAUAUCUCUCCAACGACGAGCAAGUGCAGAACAUAUCAAAGGCCCACCAAGUUACUCUAAUUGUUCUUCGCUUCGAAUCUAUUCUAGCACUACACCGCUCCGUGCUGGCGAUUUCUAAAAAGGAUGCAGCUUACAACGUGGCAUUACAAAGAUGCAUAUCCGCCUCGCGCUCUAUCAUCAAUACUCUGCACAAGGCUCUCCGCGGAUUCGGUGCAUUCGAUGGUUCUCCUGGUCAACAUGGCUACGAACGAACCCCAUUGCUUUGGCCUUCCUUCACAUGGGCGGUGUGGAUGAGCACAUUUGUAAUUCUUUCCGCUGCCUCAGAAGGCCAGGUCACUCGAGACAUUGCAACACGACUUUCUGAUCGAAGCAUACAAAUUCUCAAGCACCUGGCAUUGAGGGGCACAAAAUGGCCAGAUGCUUGUAUAGUUGCAAUUCAAAAUCUCACAGCACGAUUGAGCAAGCCGUCAACUCGGAGCUCUACUGUCGUACCUGGAGCUGCCCCGGUGAAUGACAGCCGGCCAACUGGCGAAACUUCUUCACUGCUUGGCAAUCGCCAAACAGCCCAUCAGGGGAAUGCAGUAUUCUCAGAGCGACAGGACAUACCAACACAUCCAACGCAAAGCCACCCGGCGACGGGUAUGACAACAAACUCUCAGCCGGCUCCAAGAAACGCCACUCAUUCUCAUGCGGAAUCGAAUCCAACAAUGAUGAUGAGCAACCUAGGCUCAUUCAACUUCCCGAGUCAUGAUAUUGGGGAUGCUCUAGCUGCAAACAACCCGACAUAUGACUACCUUGCCGACCCAGGUAACUUUCUUGGUAUCGCACACCAGGACUCAGAUAACCCAUUGCCAAACGAACAAAUCAUGCACCUAUUCAAUGGAGAAGACAUGAACUAUUGGUGGGACAGAGAUUUCGGUCCGCCAGGAAAUAUGGGAUAUCACAAUGGCGGUUUUCGGUGA